Molecule: messenger RNA, 225 nt
Organism: Mesorhabditis belari
Lineage: Eukaryota; Metazoa; Nematoda; Chromadorea; Rhabditida; Rhabditidae
Source: the annotation of a GenBank genome assembly
AUGUUUCAUGGGAAACUAAUCGAGUUUCAGCGAGAAGGUCACACUCCGUAUCAAGGCAUUUUGGUGACGCCAAAUGAGGGAACAACUCUUCCAUUGGUCGUCUUUCCGCAUGGUGGACCACAUGGAUGCAGUAUGGCUAUGUGGCCUCGACGGGACGUAGGAUUGCUUUUGAACUCUGGCUUUGCUGUGCUACAGGUCAACUAUCAUGGCUCGAUUGGAUUUGGU